Messenger RNA from Esox lucius (northern pike), 2679 nucleotides. It is a transcript of the gene supv3l1, whose product is annotated as SUV3-like helicase. The record is from RefSeq and is a predicted model, not a curated record. Gene Ontology annotation, molecular function: hydrolase activity, acting on acid anhydrides; RNA helicase activity; ATP binding. The transcript is spliced from 15 exons. Gene Ontology annotation, cellular component: mitochondrial degradosome. NCBI's taxonomy places the organism in Eukaryota, Metazoa, Chordata, Actinopteri, Esociformes, Esocidae. Gene Ontology annotation, biological process: RNA catabolic process; mitochondrial RNA 3'-end processing. The coding region runs from base 165 to 2504 and encodes 779 amino acids.
UGUAUACUACUCAUCAUGUUGAUCGUCCUCUGCUGCAAUAAUACUGUGUUAUGUGUAGCUAGUGAAUUAUUGUGAUCAUCUCCUUAAAAUGGGACAUUGAAAAGGGUUUAUUGACACAAACCAGACAAGGCAACAUAAACGUAGUCUAUAUCUAGCUAACAAAGAUGUCUGUAAACCGCUUCAUUUUUCUGUUCUCACGAGUACCGCACAGAAUAUGCACCAAAUCUUUACGUAGCACAAACGCUCUGGUUGGCUAUCGUUGUGGUCGUUUUGGAUUUAUAACAUUUAAGGAACCCUUGUCUGGUUUUGUGUCCUUCCAACGCAGUGUUUCUUCGUCACGGCCGCCGGAUACCUCACUAUUUGUGCCUCUUACCAUCAAGAGUGAUGUUGGCAGCGAUGGUGAUGUGGGAGCUGAGCUCACGCAACCUUUGGACAAAAGUGAACUUCUCAAAAUUUUGAAUAAGUUCUACAAAAGGAAAGAGAUGCAAAAACUUGCUUCAGAUCAUGGUCUUGAUGCUCGUCUGUUUCAUCAAGCCUUCAUCAGUUUCCGAAAGUAUGUACUGGAGAACUCUAACCUCAGUGCAGACCUUCAUAUCAUCCUCAAUGAUUUAUGCUGUGGAGCAGGUCACAUAGAUGACCUUUACCCUUACUUCAUGAGACAUGCAAAGCAAAUAUUCCCCAUGCUAGACUGCAUGGACGAUCUACGCAAAAUCAGCGAUCUGCGUGUACCAGCUAAUUGGUACCCCGAGGCUCGAGCUAUACAGAGGAAGGUGAUAUUCCACGCUGGCCCCACCAACAGUGGAAAGACACAUCACGCAAUUCUGAGAUACUUAGCUGCCAAGUCGGCUGUGUACUGUGGACCACUGAAGCUUUUAGCCCAUGAGAUCUUUGAGAAGAGCAACAAUGCGGGAGUGCCGUGUGAUUUAGUGACCGGAGAGGAAAGAACAUUUGUGGAUGCAGAGGGGCGACAAGCGGAUCAUGUGGCCUGUACCAUCGAGAUGUGCAGUGUCACAACUCCAUAUGAGGUUGCCGUCAUUGAUGAGAUCCAGAUGAUCAGAGACCUGUCGAGGGGAUGGGCCUGGACCCGGGCUCUUCUGGGUUUGUGUGCUGAGGAGAUCCAUGUGUGCGGUGAGCCAGCCGCCGUUAACUUUGUCCGAGAGCUCAUGUACACGACCGGGGAAGAGGUGGAGGUUCGGAACUACAAGAGGCUCACUCCGUUCUCCAUCCUGGAUCAGGCCGUGGAGUCCCUCGAUAACCUGCGUCCGGGUGACUGCAUCGUCUGCUUCAGCAAAAACGAUAUUUAUUCCAUUAGUAGGCAGAUUGAGAUCCGAGGACUGGAGUGUGCAGUAAUCUACGGCAGCCUCCCACCCGGCACCAAGCUAUCUCAAGCAAAGAAGUUCAAUGACCCACAGGACCCAUGUAAGAUCCUGGUUGCAACCGAUGCCAUCGGGAUGGGACUUAACCUGAGUAUCAAGAGAAUCAUCUUUAACUCCCUGGUGAAACCCAGCAUGAAUGAGAAGGGCGAGAAGCAGAUGGACACCAUCUCCACAUCUCAGGCUCUCCAGAUCGCCGGGCGGGCUGGACGUUUCAGCUCCAUCUUCAAAGAAGGCGAGGUGACCACCAUGCACCGGGAAGACCUUCCCAUCCUGAAGGAGAUUCUCAGCCGGACUGUGGAAGUCAUCGAGACAGCUGGGCUGCAUCCCACCGCGGACCAGAUUGAAAUGUUUGCGUACCACUUACCCGAUGCCACUUUGUCCAAUCUGAUUGAUAUAUUUGUGAGCCUCUCGCAAGUUGACGGUUUGUACUUUGUGUGCAACAUCGACGACUUUAAGUUCCUGGCUGACAUGAUCCAGCACAUCCCCCUCAACCUGCGCUCUCGCUACGUCUUCUGCACGGCGCCCAUCAACAAGAAGCAACCCUUUGUGUGCACCUCCUUCCUUAAGUUUGCCAGGCAGUUCAGCAGAGAUGAGCCCCUUACCUUUGACUGGGUUUGUCGGCAUGUCCACUGGCCCCUGGUCCAACCCAUGAACAUCAAGGACCUCGUGCACUUGGAAGCAGUCCAUGACGUGCUGGACCUCUACCUUUGGCUCAGCUACCGCUUCAUGGACAUGUUCCCGGAUGCCAAUCGAGUCCGAGAAAUCCAGCAGGAGCUGGACAGCAUCAUCCAGAUGGGUGUGCGUAACAUCACACGACUUAUCCGAGCCACGGAGACCAGCGCCCCCUCUAUGACCGAUCCCGUGCCUAACCAGAAGAGGUUGGCACAGAGCCCGAUAUCCUUCCGGAAGAUCCGAAGAUUACCCAAGGCCCAGGACAUUAUAGAAGAGGGUGAGCCGCUGGACCGGUCCUUAGGAUCUCGCCUGGUACAGGAAGGCCUCCUGACCCCUGACCUCUUAAGGCAACUGCAGAUGGAGUGGUCUAAGGUGCACCAGGAUGAGGAACGAGGGGUCAAACUGGUAGCAGGAACUUUGAAUGAUAAAACUAAAGGGAGAAAGAAAAAGAAGUGACCCAGACAAAACGAAAAGAGAACAAACAAGUUGUUUCACGCAUUUUCAGUGACUGAACGUGUUUAAGAAUGUGUACAUAUCUAUGUGUAGGUCCCAGCUUUCCUCUAUAUUUGCAUAAAAUACUUGUACAUUUUGUGGCCCAAAGGGUGAAGUAAAAUUUUGAAGUAAUGUCUUA